Agrilus planipennis (emerald ash borer) is the source of this 3212-nucleotide messenger RNA. RefSeq names its product jouberin-like. Gene Ontology annotation, biological process: motile cilium assembly. Gene Ontology annotation, molecular function: protein binding. Lineage: Eukaryota; Metazoa; Arthropoda; Insecta; Coleoptera; Buprestidae. The transcript has 2 exons. The record is from RefSeq and is a predicted model, not a curated record. Bases 374 to 3055 code for a protein of 893 amino acids. Gene Ontology annotation, cellular component: ciliary basal body.
GCGUGCACAGCUCUCUCGCUAGGUAUCUUGCAAAAGAGAUUAAGUGAGAGUCACCUAAACUACAAUCUACACUGAUCUUAAUUGCACAUUUUUCGUCCUUAAUUUUUUCUUUUGCAAAACUUCGAAACAUUAAUUUUUCAAGUUUAAUUUCUUCUUGAAAUUGACCAUCCCCCUACAUGUAUUUCUACAGCUUGCCUUACGCUUAUUUAUACCCCCCAGCUCCUUUGCCGAUUCAGUAUCGUUGUCAGUAGCAACUACACUUGCUUUCAAUACAAAUUGAACAAAUUCAAAACAAAUUGACAACGAACGUAUUUCAACAAUACAAAUGCUUGUACGUCAUUUGUACACACGUCGUUUAAAGUAAUUUUUAAGAAUGACUGAUAUUCCGAGAAGUCUACGAAACGAAACUAAAUGCAAAUUUGAAACGCUUCUGAAAACUGCUUUGAAUUCUAGAUCAAAUCUAAGCCCUAAAUCGACUCGAACAUUCCUUACGGUUAGUGAAAAUGAAUCCUUAAGCAGUUUCAAUAAUGAUGUUGAGAAAGAAUAUGGUACAACUCAAGUGGAAGCUGAUAUCCACUUUAGGAAAGAGGGCGAAGAAAAUUUCAUUUUAAACAAAUUUCUCAGAGAAAAUGAUGACAAUAUUACCUUCUUUGCAGAGAAUAAGACAACUUCUCCCAUCAUACCCACGCCAAAGCCUCGUAAGAAAUGGAUAAAACCUUGUUCAACGGAUUCGCCAAAAUUUCAAGCAACUGCAAAUGCACCGUUGGAAUAUUUUACAACUAGUGAAAGACAAGGUAGUAGUUUAAGUAGCGUUCAAACGUAUAUUAUAUCGAAUAAUCAUGAGGAACAAGUAACCAAUGGAAGAUCCGGAAGUAUAUCUAGUGAGGUAAUAAUUCGAUCCUCCUCAAAAAGCAAAUCAAAAUCUUCAUCGCUCCAUAAACAUUCUGAUUCAUCUCCAACUAAUAAAAAACCAUUUGACGACAAAAGUAUCGAAUUAUGCACUACUAUUGGCAACUCGUAUAGUAAAGUAUACGAUAUGGAGAUUAAACCAGUAGAAAACCAUAUGUUAACUGAUAAUGAUGAAUUCAAAAAAUCAAAGCAUCAAAAGUCGUCACUCCCAAGAAAUCACGGGGUAACAGUUUCAAAAAAUUUGUAUCUUUAUGAAGCAGACAAAAAAAACUUUACUAACACGAACGUUUCUCUUGAAUCGUCUAGGAAUAGUUAUUGCAGUACAAGCUUAUCAGAAAAAAGUGAUGGUGGAAACGAAAAAAAAAAGUGCGAUAACAAUGAAAAUGUUUCUUUGGAAGAGAAAGUUAGUGAAACGCAUAAGGAAAACUUUCAAUCCACUGACAAAUUGUCAAAAACCGCUUCGAUUAUCGAAAUCGUUAUUCAUAAGGUUGAUAAAUUAAAACUUGAGUCGUUUGCCAUUCGACCUGCUGUCAAAGUUCAUAUUGUUAAUGAAAAUACAGGAGAAUAUUUACGAAUGUCCGAUAUAAAUAAACCUGUUGUUUCUUCUAAAAAUAAUAUUAUUUAUAUUGAACCAAUAAUGACCAGAUCGUUACCUAUUGAUUUGAAGAUAAGUCAACUUCGUUUUCCAACUUGGGAAGAAUCUAUAACAGUAAACGAAGAUUUUCAAUAUUUCCUUUCGGAUGAUAACAAUGUGAUAAUAUUUUUUGAAUUACUUAGUUUUAUUUCUUUACCCAAGAAUUACAAAGGCUUUUCACAAGAUUGGUAUAAUAUUGCCUGGGCAUUUCUCAAACCAAAAGGGAAACUUGGAACUUUAAAUGUUGGGAAAAUGGUGAGAUUACAACUAUAUUUUCCCGGAAAUAUUUUUUCCACUUCUUUACCUAAAUGUCACAUUUUUGAAUGGUGGAGUUCCAAAGUAAGUAAGAAAUAUCCUUCUACAUUGUACGUUACAAUCAAGGAAAUGAAAUUACCAAGAAUGGUGAUUGAAAAAUUUAAAUCGAAAAACAUGUUACCUAUGGAUAGUAACAUAAUAACGAAUAAUAAUCAGCGACUAUUAAUAAAUGGCUAUAAAGGAGCAAAAAGAUACUGUAAUUUUCCUAAUAAAUUGCUAACAAAAUUUUACUCAUACCAGUUAGGAUGCCUGGCGAUAAAAUUCAGUAACAGUGGUCAUUAUUUAGCUUGUGGUAUGUCACAAGAAACUACGUAUUUUAUUGCUGUAUUUUCUACAGAAUCUUUUGAACAAGUGUUUAAAUUUUCCGGUCACGAAGGACUCAUUUAUGAUAUUUACUGGUCAAAAAACGACGAAUUUAUUAUAUCUGCUUCUUCAGAUUGUACCGUUUGCGUUUGGAACUUCGAAAUAAGAAAAAUCAUUCAGAUACUUCCACAUAUGUCUUUCGUCUACUGUUGUGCAAUGAUAACCGAUAAAUUCAUCAUAACCGGUGGUUACGAUAAGAUCUUAAGAAUAUGGAAAAAGUGCGGGCAUGAUGAAUUUAAACUUUGUCAAGAAAUAGAGAACCACGAGGGAUUUAUCACUUCUGUUUGUGUUACAGCUGACAGUGAAUCCAUUUAUUCGUGCGACUCAAAUGGAAAAGUUGUCGAAUGGACUUUACGUAACGAACAUCAUUGGAACGUGAAUAGAGAAAUAAUAUUAGCCGAAAUAAGAGGUACAAUAAUAAAUCAGAUUUUACUUAAUGAUAAAGAAACCAAAUUACUAAUUCAUGCUAGAGACAGCGUCCUUCGUCUUGUAGAUUUAAAAAGUCUUUGUAUUUUACAAAGGUUUACUCAAGCUUUAAACAACACCGUUCAAACGUUUUGCACUUUUUGUAAUUGUAGCAGGUAUGUGUUUUGCUCAAGUGAAAAUGGUUUCAUUCAUGUUUGGAAUGUAAACAAUGGGCAUUCGGUAGCAAAAUAUAUGCCAUAUUAUAGUGUUGGGCUUUACAAAGACGUUGAAGUACACAAUGUGCAGUUUAAUCCGAGAAAAACUCAAAUCGCUGUUGCUAGUUACAACAACGAAGUGCCGAUUUUGCUGUGCGGUUUUGAUGAGCAAUACAAAUCAUUUGAUUUAGGAUUGAAAUAUAUGCCGAAAUAAUAAUACUGACGGGUAACAGACACCUACAUAUAUUAUGUACCUAAAUACUAUAAAAUCAUGAUUAACAGAAAAAAAUGAGUAAUAGAAGAAAGGCCUUCCCAAUUGAAACUUGAAAAAAUACAGUUAGAUGUGUAGAUGUUACCGGAAAUGUAUGAAA